UUCAAUAAGUGAUUGGGAAUCAUUCUCUCGAGAAUCAUGAUAAUGUGGCCACCAUGUUGGUCGAUAAACAAGAGACUAAGGCUUAUUAACCCGUUAUUAAGUAUCUUUUGGGAUAGUGAUCUAACAUGGCGGCUAUAAAACCAGCAAUUCUAGUAUACGAGGAUCUCGAAGUCCUAUAUAUAGCCUUAGUUUCUCACAUCACCGAAAAUAAGGCAGUACAAAACCAAUUUCAGUACGAGUGUACGUAUAUUUUUGUCGAUAAGCCUGUGCGUGACCGCACAUGCGUGACUUCAUGUGACGUCACAAUAAUGUGAUCCUAUAAUUAUCCUCAGUGACGAGAGACUCUAUUGAGCUCGCGCGAACAUGUGCGUGAGAUCUGUGACCUUGGAUAACAAACUAUCGAUUCAAGAAGUACAGAAAUUCCCAUGACUUUAUGGGCAUUUGUUGCGGCAAAACACAUCCUGAAAUCAUCCAAAUAGAAGGAAAAACAGAGGUUGCAACAUCCACGUCAUCCUUGAAAGAUAAUUUUGAAGAUGCGCAGAUUGUUUCUUCAGAAAAGGAAUCGGAAGACCCCAUAGCUUCUCCUCUACCGUCAGUAGAUACGAAAAUAAUUACAGAUAAAGAAGACUUAUUUGACACUGUGGCUGCUAGAACGCGUUAUUCUACCUUUAAGCACGACAGAGGCUAUGAUUCAAUACGUCGAUCCUCUGUAUACGUGAACGGACGAAGAAUAUGCGAAGAUGAAGACCUAAUAAAAAACAAUUUGACCUCAGGACAGAGACGAAAAUCAGAGGAAGGCACAACCAGGACCAGUGAAUACCUUCCAAAGAGGCUGAGCCUUCCAGAAGGCAAAGCACUUUUGGACUUCGAAAAGUGCUACAGUGCUGAGGACAUUAAAAACGAAGCUGCCCAUUUUGUAAAAGUAAUACUGGAGAAAGAGAAGACAAUAUCUCUAGAUAUGAACCAACAACACGAAGAAGAAGAAGGAAGAAUCUGUGAUCUUCAAAAUACUAGAAAUGUCAUUUGUAACACGAAGAAGGAAGAUACAAGAAAUGGAAAUGAUUUUUCAUCGGAUGUAAGCCAAAGUCACGAGAAAAAUGAUGAAAAUACGAACGAGAUUUCUGCAGCAAAGACAAGAUUUAAAAGUCUUGAAGGAAUAGACGAACGAGAUGAAGAAAUUGAAGUAACGUCCCAUAGUGAAGACGCCGAGUCAGACAACGAAUCUUUCUUCGACGUUAAAGGUGAAAUGCUCUCACUUUUCAACAAAUUGGAAGCAGAUGCAAGCUUCGUAUAUACGAUUAAAGACCAAGAUCCCAAAUCCACGACAUCUGAGGAUCAAUCAAGUAAUGGUGACCACAGUUUGGUACGUGAAAUGGAAGCAAUUUUCCAAGAGUUCAAGCAGCAAGCCGAUGAAAACGAACUUAAUUCCUCACAUUCUAACAGCGACAAGGAGUCAGAUGCUGAAUCCUUCUUUGAUAUGUCAAAAGAAAUUGAAAACAUCAUCAGCAAAUGUGUCGUUAGUUCAGAAAUUGAGAAGAGCUCAGAAGAGAACGUUUCAAGAGAGAAUGCUCCUGAAAACAGUCCAGAUUCCGGUUCAUUCUUUCACAUUCAAGGUGAAUUGGAAUCUCGCUUGCAGAAUUUAGUGCUUCAUUUGGAUGGCUCUGGUUCUGAUGAGGAAAGUCGAGGUAAAGUCGAAGAAAGGCUUUCAUCUGGUGAGGGGUCGUACUUCAACAUGAUGGAUGAGAUUGAUUUGCGUUUGGACCUUGUGAAGCAUGGAAAUGUUAUCUGAAGCUAAGAUGUUUUGAUCAGCGAAAAGUGUCAACGCGUCUUGUACAAUAAAGAGAAGAUUAUUCGUUAGA
Actinia tenebrosa (Australian red waratah sea anemone) is the source of this 1859-nucleotide messenger RNA. RefSeq lists its product as uncharacterized. The record is from RefSeq and is a predicted model, not a curated record. Lineage: Eukaryota; Metazoa; Cnidaria; Anthozoa; Actiniaria; Actiniidae.